Messenger RNA from Neltuma alba, 1110 nucleotides. RefSeq names its product metalloendoproteinase 1-like. Gene Ontology annotation, cellular component: extracellular matrix. The transcript has a single exon. The coding region runs from base 1 to 1110 and encodes 369 amino acids. NCBI's taxonomy places the organism in Eukaryota, Viridiplantae, Streptophyta, Magnoliopsida, Fabales, Fabaceae. Gene Ontology annotation, biological process: collagen catabolic process; extracellular matrix organization; proteolysis. Gene Ontology annotation, molecular function: zinc ion binding; metalloendopeptidase activity. The record is from RefSeq and is a predicted model, not a curated record.
AUGAGAGUGAGAAAAGCUUACAUUGCGGUCUUGAUUUUAUCCCUUCUAAUCGUUGAUGAAUCUUCCCCGUUUCUUCUCCGACCAGCUUCAGCUCAUUCCUUGUUCAGUAAAUCGUUGUGGCUCGGAAUAUUCAAACCCCUCAGAACACUCAAUCUUGGCAAAAUUUCCAAAGCAUUGGACAAAUUGAGAUCAUUCUUGCAUUCCAAGGGUGGUCGAAUUGCAAUAGGAGUCGUCGUGGAAGGCCUAUCGAUUGUUAAAGACUAUUUCGGUUUGUUCGGCUUCCUGGAUUCCGCUUUGAAUGCAAAUUCCACCGAUGAAUUCACCGCCGAUCUCGAAUCAGCAAUCGAAUUCUUUCAAAAGACUUUCCUCCUCAACGUCACCGGCCAGCCCGACAACUCCACCAUGUCAAUGAUCACGCUGCCGAGAUGUGGCCUUCCUGAUGUUAUAAAUGUCUCCUCCACCUCAACGGCGAAUCACACGACGUCGUUUGCCAAGUGGUGGUCCGAAGGGAAGAAAGAGCUUACUUACGCUUUUUCACCUCAAAACGAAACAGGGAUCUUUAUGAGGGAUCUGUUCGCAGGCGCCUUCCGCCGGUGGUCGGAGGUGACGAGAUUGAACUUCACAGAGACGACGUCAUUUAACGAAUCUGAUAUUCAAAUCACGUUCUCGUCGGUGGACGGGAAUCUAGGAGUGGUAGGCGGCGCCUGGGUGGAUAAUACGACGAGGAACUGGGAUGUCGUUUUGGACUCCGAUGAGAAGUGGGUGUUUCCGAGCGAGAACAUGACGGGCGACAACGAACUGGAUCUGGAAUCGGUGGCGAUGCACCAGAUCGGGCACGUGCUGGGACUGAACCACUCGGCGAUGCAAGGGGCGGUCAUGUACCCUUUCUUUGUGCCAUCGAAGAACAACAGGAAGGUGGAUUUCGCGAAAGAUGAUUUGGACAAGAUUCGGCAACUCUACAGCACGAAAUCCAAGUCCAAUUCCAGUGAGAGCGAGUUAGCACCGGUGCAGUCUCCGUCGUCGGAAGACGGAGGAGUCACCGGCGUGGGGCCCAGAUGGGGCCUGGUUUCAACUUUAUGGCUCGGAAUGAUCUGGCUUUUCUGGUUCUGA